Molecule: messenger RNA, 878 nt
Organism: Galleria mellonella (greater wax moth)
Lineage: Eukaryota; Metazoa; Arthropoda; Insecta; Lepidoptera; Pyralidae
Gene: l(2)efl
Product: protein lethal(2)essential for life
Exons: 3
Coding region: 124-699 (191 amino acids)
Biological process (GO): protein refolding; response to heat
Molecular function (GO): protein folding chaperone; structural constituent of eye lens
Source: RefSeq, a predicted model, not a curated record
GUUGACUCAGCUGAGUGUGGGCAGCUGAAAAUUCUAUUUAAAACAUACUGGUGUAACGUAGUGAUCCAUAGUGUUUGGAUCAGAGCAGCGCGCGCCUGCAACGAAUCACUACCUACCGCAAAGAUGUCGAUAGUACCAAUGAUGUUCCGUGACUGGUGGGAUGACUGGGACCGUCCUUCACGACUAUUCGACCAGCACUUCGGCAUGGGCCUCCGUAGAGACGACCUUAUGUCGUACCUUUCCACCUUCCCCUCUACCUCUCUGAGGAAUUCCUAUUUCAGACCUUGGAGAACAAGCCUUACCCGACAGGAAUCCGCAUCGACUAUUAACUUCACGAAGGAUAAGUUUGAGGUUAUCCUUGACGUACAACAGUUCGCGCCAGAAGAGAUCGUGGUUAAAGCGGCGAACAACUCCAUCGUAGUCGAAGGCAAGCACGAAGAGAAACAGGAUGAGCACGGGUUCAUUUCCAGACAGUUCACGAGACGGUACGUCCUACCUUCAGGGUACGAAGUGGCCGAUCUAGUCAGCACUCUAUCGUCGGAUGGCGUUCUCACGAUCACAGCGCCUAAACGACCACCGCCUCAAGCUGGAGAGAGGAUUGUUCCUAUAACCAAAACCGGGCCAGCCAAACAGCCCGAGCCUCCCAAACCUGCAGAACAACCGAGGGAACAGACUGUACCAAUCGUUACAUCACCCUAAGAUGAUAAACUAUCGAUGUCCCAUACGAUCGAAUCAUAAAUAGCAUUUAUUUUAUACUCGUUGUUGGCCAAUAACGAUAAGCCACACGAUUCGAAAUGAACGAAAUAGGUUAAAGAGGAAUGCAAUAGAUUUCAUAUCAAUCAUAAGUUGAAAUAAAUAAUUAUUUUCAUAUAAGUAAA